This is a messenger RNA of Chelmon rostratus (copperband butterflyfish), 820 nucleotides long. RefSeq names its product cilia and flagella associated protein 126 (gene cfap126). The record is from RefSeq and is a predicted model, not a curated record. Gene Ontology annotation, cellular component: ciliary basal body. Gene Ontology annotation, biological process: cilium organization. NCBI's taxonomy places the organism in Eukaryota, Metazoa, Chordata, Actinopteri, Chaetodontiformes, Chaetodontidae.
AUGUCGUCCAAUUACUCAGCAAACCAGUAUGACAGUGCUUUCAAGUCGCAGAGGCUGCAGAACUGGUGUGAGACUAAGCACUACAAAGAGAGACCCACUGCCAAGGAAGGUCACACUACCUUCAUUGCUGAUGACAGAGGACAUCUGCUAACAGGAGUGGUAAAGGUGGGAGCAAUCAAACCUCCUUUUCUCUCUUCAUUAGAAGUUCUCUUUCUGUUAUGGUGAAUCCAUGUAUGACUCCACUCCCUUGAUUGUGUGUGUGUCUAUAUGAUGCUACAGAGGGGCAGUGCAUGGCCAGACUUUAAAGGGACCUGGGACUUACCAGCUCGUAUACCCGCCCACCGUAUCAACCCUACAAGUCGCUCUGUGGAGGGGCUCAACAGGCUGAAGUCCUGGGGUUUUGACCCACAGCACACUGGCAAGUCUCAGCCACACAGAGGCAGCAAAAGCACAGAUAUGCUGCAGGAUGGUGACCAGCAGACCGCUUGGAAUAUACAGCAGGAUGUUGUCGCCCCAUCCUCUGCAGCAGAAGCCCGACCAGCAUCUCAGAACCUCCCCUUCACUGGAGGUGAGAGAACUGCCAGCGAGUGCUCUGUGGCUGAAGAGAAGCCAGCUUUGGAGCCUGCUCCUGGAGAGAGAACCAAUAGUACGGCCAGUACUGGAAAGGGAGGACCAGUGAGCAAUGUGGUGGACAAAGUAGCCAGCCAAGGAGCGCAGUCAUCCUCUGAGCAAAGACACCAAGAUGCCGAACAGGACCAAUGAAUGUAUUCAUUCAAUGCUUAAUAGAUGAAAAAAAAAUACCUACAAAAAUAAAUGCCUA